Molecule: messenger RNA, 1966 nt
Organism: Exophiala xenobiotica
Lineage: Eukaryota; Fungi; Ascomycota; Eurotiomycetes; Chaetothyriales; Herpotrichiellaceae
Exons: 1
Coding region: 230-1924 (564 amino acids)
Biological process (GO): lipid metabolic process
Source: RefSeq, a predicted model, not a curated record
CUCUUACUAUCACGUUUCUAGGGCAGCUCAGGUUAGUCUCGAGACGAAGUAACGCGAGGGCGACCUCAGUUGGUUGUGGUGGAAGGGCGUAAAGCAGUGGUUUUCUUCCUCCCUUGACUGUUGUGUUCACGUCAUGACUCUUGCAAGCGAUCUUGUGGUGCGACUCACUGUUUAAUCUUCGUCUUUUCCUUUCGCAGGACCAGCCUUGGGUUGUAGCUGUGGGCUCAUCAUGCCUUCUCAAUAUGUCUCUCUUUACCGCCAGACGUUGGCAGAACGACAGCGACGGUAUGAUGCAGCUAUCGCCUCGAGAGAAUACACUCCUUUUCUCUACCCGUGGGAUACUCUGCCGGUCGCGUAUCUGCUUCUUGCUCUUGCAAUAGCUCCGCGACUGUCCUCGAGAAGACUGGCGAGAGCCAUCAGAUAUCUCGCAUUCUUUUUUACCGUGGCGCACACUCUGUACCUGUAUGCUCACCGAAGAACGCUAUGGUUCGCGGGCGGAUAUGGCAUUGGCUUGAGCAAUCACUGGGGGAUCAUAAUGGCGGCAGCCUUGCUAGUCUUUAACGAUCCUGCACAGAGCUUUCGGCGACUGGAGACUAGACCUGCGAGUGCCAAAAGCAAACACAGCCAGUCUCAUGGCUCUGUACACCAAUUUUCUUCCAAUGGCUCAGCAAGCAUUGACUUGAGGAAACGCAAAGUACCAGGGGUCUAUACGUCGACGGAUAACAAGCAGCCCCCAUUUGAUGGCUCGGAAGAACCUGCAACACGUCUAUACACUUUGGUAUGGCAGGGGUUCCCUCAUGGUAAAGGCUUGCUUCACAGCAUCGACUGGAUCGUGGAUUUGACCACCAGUUUCCGAGGACCAAACUGGUCUCACCGCAUUUCAACACUUGGAGCUAUCGACGGCCCAGUGCCCGCAGAUCCUGGUCGCGUUUCUGGGGCUGAAGACUACGAUUGCAGCAAGGCUACGGCAGUCCCGAAGCGGAGCUUGAGAGCACUGCAAGCCCGAGCACUGCAAGAUUUUGUCGUUGCUUACCUCCUACUCGAUUUCCUCAAGACGACGAUGGUGACAGAUCCAUAUUUCCUGGGUCUGAUGCCACUUGAGUCGCCGACUUUAUGGCCCUGGCUCUCGGCACUCAAUGAGACAGUACCUGGAGCCACACGGUUUAUUCGGCUUUUGAUGUCCAUGGCAGGAGUUAUCAGCGCCUUGACGUUUAUUUUCAGCCUAAGCCCACUGUUCUUCACAGUCGUUCUGCCCUGCCUAGUGGAUGUUUCAAAAUUCACGAAGUCACCACUUCUGGAGCCUUGGAUGUAUGCGCCAUUUUGGUAUCCGCUCACGACAUCAGUCUUGCAUACUGGCUUGGCCGGGUUUUGGGGCAAAUUCUGGCAUCAGAUGUUUCGAUUCGGCAUCUCAGAGCCAUCCAGAGUCAUCAUCGACAGGUUAAAUAUUGACAAACGAGGCAAUGCGGCACGAGUGAUUCAACUUCUGGUCGCCUUCGGGCUGUCGGGAUCGAUCCAUGCUGCUGGCAGCUAUACCACCUUUUCCAUUGUGCCUUCUCGGCCAUUUUCGGGACCGUUGUUGUUCUUUCUCACCCAAGCGAUUGGAAGCUUUGUACAGUCCUUCAUGGUCAAGUCCCUCUACAAAUAUGCCCCUCAAGCAAAAUCGCUUCCUCGAGCCGCGAAACAAACAACCAAUCUCUUAUUUGUGAUGGUGUUUCUCUACUUCACGGGCCCACUGCUUGCAGACGACUUUGCACGAUGUGGACUGUGGUUGUUUGAGCCCGUCCCGAUCAGUUUUCUUCGAGGCUUGGGUUUCGGCCCAGGAGGCAAGGACGAGGGAUGGUGGACGUGGUAUCAAGAGGGAUCAAGGACGGUAGGCUUGCAUCAGGGCGACCGAUGGUGGAAUUCAGGGAUUGCCAUAUAUUAGACCUGCGUAGAGUCAGAUGAACAUGGAGAUUUACAGGACCGU